AUGAAAAUAUCUAAAGAUAAUAAAAGUAAAUUCAAACAAUUAGUAGAAACAUAUCAAGAUAUAAUUGCUGAAUGUAACGAUUCAAAUUUAAAUGAUCAUAUAUUAAACGAAGAAUUAGAUUUGUGGUACACUAAAUAUUCAAAUUUAACAUCUUAA
Messenger RNA from Cinara cedri, 156 nucleotides. NCBI's taxonomy places the organism in Eukaryota, Metazoa, Arthropoda, Insecta, Hemiptera, Aphididae. The record is from the annotation of a GenBank genome assembly.